Molecule: messenger RNA, 3169 nt
Organism: Darwinula stevensoni
Lineage: Eukaryota; Metazoa; Arthropoda; Ostracoda; Podocopida; Darwinulidae
Source: the annotation of a GenBank genome assembly
AGACAUCAUGAGAGGAGCUGAUGAAGCCCACAUUCGCCACCGUUUAAGGAGCCCCAGAGCUCCAGAUACACAACAGAAUGAUAUGGGUCCAUAUAGCCACGAGAAGCUGAAAUACAGUGAUUCUCCAUCAUAUUACAUCUUGUCACUUCUGUUCAUCUACUCCUCCUGCAUCAUAUUUGCCAUAUUUGCUGCAGAUUCAAAUUUUCCUACUCCAAAGAAUAUUUCAAAUCAGAAUCUCAAGGAUGGUGUCUUCAUUGAGGAAAGAGCCCGAACAAAACUGGUUCAUUUGGCUUCCUUUGGUCCUAAACCAACUGGAAGCUAUGAGAAUGAGGUUUUGGCUGUUGAUUUCCUGAAGCGCACGCUGAUUGACAUCAAAUACAGAGCUCAUUCAUCUCACAAUAUCACAGUGGAAGUCCAGCAAGUAUCUGGAUCCUUUCCAUUGGAUUUCAAGGAACGUAUGACAAGCAUUUAUGCUCAUCUGCAAAAUGUGAUUGCAGUGCUAGAACCAAGAGAGAAACCAUCACAUGAUGCCAUGCUUGUCAAUUGCCAUUUCGACACUGUGCCUUGGAGUCCAGGAGCUGGUGAUGACUUGGCAAGUUGUGCUGUGAUGUUGGAGGUUUUUGAAGUUUUAGCAACAUCCUCCAAACCUCUGAAAAACUCUAUAAUCUUUCUCUUUAAUGGUGGUGAAGAAAACUUUCUUCAAGCAUCACAUGGGUUUAUAACUCAGCAUCCUUGGGCAUCUCGUAUCAAAGCUGUGGUGAAUUUGGAUGCUUGUGGUGCAGGAGGUCGAGAACUUGUCUUUCAAGCUGGGCCCAACAGCAGUUGGCUUGUCGAGACAUAUGCAGGCUCUGUCCCUCAUCCUUUUGCAUCCUCUGUUGCUCAAGACAUAUUUGAAUCUGGGGUGAUUCCUGGAGAAACUGACUUUAGAAUUUUUCGCGAUUUUGGUCGAAUUCCAGGUUUAGACAUUGCCAACAUACACAAUGGAUAUGUUUAUCACACAAGCAAUGAUAUUCCAGAGCAUAUAACACCCAAGAGCCUUCAGAGAGCAGGAAACAACAUCCUUGCUUUGGUCAAAGCCAUUGGGAACUCUGAUACCUUACAGGACCAACAGGGCCCAGAUAAAUCACAGAAGAUGGUUUAUUUUGACUUCCUUGGGCUCUUUAUGGUUGUCUAUUCCAUCAACUGGGCCUAUCUGCUUUGCAUUGGAGGUCUGGCACUCAUGACAUUCACAUUCUUCAAUGAUAUGAAAGCUUCAAAUUUGAGCAGGAUCCAGUAUGUACUACAGGUCCUGUUGGCAGAUGCCAUUCUGAUUGUAGCCUAUCUUGGCUCUAAGACCAUAACCUUGGUGAUGGGGAUUUUACUGGAUUUAUUUGGCUGCAGCAUGAGUUGGUACAGCCGUCCAAUUCUCAUCUGGCCUCUCUACAUCUUUCCUUCCCUGGGUUUCAGCAUCUUCAUUCUGAGGAGUUUCUCCUUUCUACAUUCUAAGGACAUACCCAAGAAUUCAACCCUCAUGGGAAUCUAUCUCCAUGCAAGCAACUUCCUCUGGAGUGCCCUCCUCCUCCUCCUUGUCUUCCUUGAAUUACGAUCUUCCUACAUCCCAACAUUGUUUAUCAUCUUCCCAUCCCUUUUCUCCAUCAUUCGAAGUCCUCGCUGGUCCACUAUUCAAAACUUAACUAUGUACCUGCUUCUCCAUGCAAUCCCAGCCAUUUGCUUCCUCAGCAUUUGCCUGAAUGGAUUUGUGCUGUUCGUGCCCAUCGCAGGCCGCAUGAGUGCAACCCUCAAUCCUGAGAUCAUCAUCACCAUUCUCACAUCCAUCACAGUGUCAGCUUUUGUACUGCAUCUGAUGCCCGUUUUACAACAUGUAGAUGGAGCAUUGGUAAGGAAAAUAGGGAUUGGACUCACAUGCUGUGGACUAGUUACAAUGAUUCUUGUGCUUCUGACUCCACUGGGAUUCCCAUAUUCAGCUGACCUUGCACAUCCAAGUCAGCAGCGGUUCAUAAUCAUUCAUUCUCAGCGCAAGUGGCAUGACCUGAUGGGUGGUCUGAAGAAUCAAGAUGCUGGUUACUGGCUUCUGCAUCUUGAUCGACACAACCCAGACUCCAUGAUGAAUAUCUUGCCUGGCAUGCAUACAGCACAGCACCUGUCUCGACAGGAGUGCUUUGAGAAGCUCUCAUGUGGCAUGCCCUAUUACUUCCCUAGCUACAAUGUCCUCAGGACAUGGACAUGGUUGCCUGCAUCUGACCCUGUCAUUCAUGACCCAAUCAAAAUGAAACCAGUCAGCAAGGAAGUAAUCUCAAGAUCUCCACUCCUUGUCAACUGGACAUUUCAUGUCUCUGGUCCAGACCACAUGACAAUGGUGCUGUCACCUGAAGAAGGAAUCCAUAUUCAAAAUUGGAGUUUCCCUGAUCCCCCAUACCCGUCCACAAUUGAGUACAAGAGACGACCCACAUACUUUCUUUACUACUCUUGGGGAGCAAAGAGGCAUCCUCUUACCUUCUCCCUCACCCUUAAGAUAUCCACGAAGUCUUCCACUUUACCUGAAAAUUUCCGAGGCUUCGUUUACCUCGAAGAAAGGGAAGAGGAUUUGAAAAGGAAAGAAGUCGAUGAAGUUGAGCUGGUUGAAUCGUCCCUUCACGUGGGCAGCCGCGGCCAGCGGGACGGGUGGUCGAUCGGGGACCAAGAGGGACAACAUGACACCCUCAUCGUCUUACGAUUCCUCAUCCCCUCCCGCCGCAUCGGCGCGUCACUCGGCGUCCCACGCGGGUCACUGGCACAGGUGGUCCAUGUGCCCUUAAGUGCCACCUUACGGCGCCUGUUUUGGGGUCCAACGCGAGAAUGUUUGAUUCGUGGAUGCUCAGCUGCCCCCACCACGACUUCAUCACGAUUCAUAACCCACGUCCAAGAGAGAGAAUCUCGAAUGCCACCUCGCCCGGAGGAGAGACGCUGGCAAGUGACCCCCAGCCUCGCCUUCCCUGGCCUCGCAUCCCCCCAUUCUUCCGGUGUUCCGAUGUCUCUGAGGGUUCUUCAGCGGGGCGAAGGAGGGAGUGGAGAGUCCGAGCUUCGUCUGGUUACAGCGCGAUGGGGAGAUUCGCGGGUUGACGUCAUCUUCUUUGAUGCUCACAAUCUUUUAUCUCGUAGUCCCCUGCAGGUGCUUCUGCAUAGAAAAUGA